This is a messenger RNA of Xylaria bambusicola, 2478 nucleotides long. RefSeq lists its product as uncharacterized. The coding region runs from base 76 to 2364 and encodes 762 amino acids. Lineage: Eukaryota; Fungi; Ascomycota; Sordariomycetes; Xylariales; Xylariaceae. The record is from RefSeq and is a predicted model, not a curated record. The transcript has 6 exons.
CACUGCCCCAGAAACGUGAAGUCGUUCUCUGGACUCCAAUCCCAUUAUCUGGCAGUGUUCAAGAAGGAAAUUUUGAUGAAUGAUAUCAAGCCUUUCAUGCAAAAUAUCGUUGGAGUACCAGAUUUAUCUUCUGAUGACAUAGUUAAGGAGUUACACUUGCAGGCGGAAGACCCGAAUCCAGAUGAUGAUCUUAUACGCGAACUGUAUAGUCGACUAUGUCACUUAUUAUUAGCGGCUCCCGCAAGCGACAUAAGCAGGCUCAGGGAAGCCUUUCGGACUCGUGCUCUCAUCUUUGCUCAAGGGGAAUGGCAUACAAUACGCGAAUGCGUAUGGUCAUCUGGAAUCUCUGUUCCAGCGAAGAUCAAUCUGAGUCAAGUUUAUAGUGAUAUGGCGACACUUUUUGUUGAGUCAUUGAGAUUGUCAUCGGAUAUUGAUAUGGCCUAUGAUGAGAUUCUCUAUUUGGCAGGCACGUUUGAGUCCACGAGUAUCAACACUCUCAACGAAGUAAAGGAAGCUCUGCGGCGAUUCAGCUCACUUCUUCCUUCUGCGAAGACCCAACCAGAUCGGAAGCAGAUCCUCGAGACCUCAGUGUUUCCAGUGAGAUAUCCUAAUGGUGUUGUUCAACUGGCAAGUGCAGCUGCCGUUGAUUUUGUCAUCGUGGAUCAACAACCAAUUGAAUCGAACUUGGGGAGCUCCGCCAGAAUGUUGGACUUCACCCCCAGUGAAGUCCUUAGUCUCAAGCCACUAAUUGUAUGGGCUGGCUUGGAAAGCCGCCUCCAUUCCGCCAAAAUUAAUGAUGAAAUGAAAUCUUCAAGAAGUACAGAGCUCUCUGCAGAAUCACAGCGUGAUAUCAGAUCAAAGGCCCAUGCUUUAUGCCGAAUCGCGAUAGAAUUCAAAAGUCCUAGGGCACGAGAUAUCAAGCCAUUCCACGAUAUUCUGAGGCAAUCUAAAGUCUUCCAAUCGCCAUUCAUUACACCGGAAUUAUGUCAAAUCGAAAAUGGAAGUACCAACACGGUGAAUCAGCACGAGGUUGAGCUUUACUUUCAAUACACGGACCAUGCCUUGAAUAUUCACGUUCCGGAAGAUCCAUGUCGCCAAGACCUAUGCUUUCUGUUCGACUUGCCACACGCUUUGUUAGAGUGGAUCAUGGCCGAGAUCCUUCCCCAACUAGACGAUGGAGAGGCUGAACUUGCAAAACGACUAAUCACGAACGUUUUGAAUUCCAAGCCUGCCAUUGCCAAGCAGCUCUUGGAUAAAGAAGGGAUUGUCGAGUUAGGUUCCAUAGAGGGCUAUGUCGGCGAUGGUGACCUUUUGAGCGCGGUCGAAACUCAACAAGUCGACAAUAUCAAAGUCCAAGACUGCGGGCAGUUAGCGGUAUCCCGUGUUGAGGAUGACACCACAGAGAAGGAAGACAGUCUAUCGUUGGCGUUAGCACAUCUCAGUCUUUCUAGCAAGCCACCAGACACUGGUAAACACUCAUCUUCCUGUUGUGAUCAAGAGGUCUUUGAGCCCGUUUCGCGUCCCCAACCAUGUUGCACGGAUGUCCAGUCGUCACAAGCUCCACAACUAAAUGCUUCAUCACUAGCAUCAUCUGGGACAAACCCACGUCUGCUUCCAAACAUUCCUCCAAGCCAAGCAGGUAACAGUGCAACAUCCAGAUUCGCGUUUCUCUUGGCCAGAGUUGUUAAAGCAGCACGAUCCUCAAGUUUUCUCCGCAACGGUGUCUAUGAAAACUCAACUGUGGAUAUUGCGCUUCCUGAAAUAUAUGCUGCAACUAAAGCUACCUAUGACGAUCUAACCGGCCCGCACCAGGCGACAAAGUUAUAUGCUGCUGGAAUCUUAUAUGUAUUCGAGCUUCUCUCAAACUUGGUUCCAAAUCUUCCCCAAAGCGCUGCUGGCAGCUCUACUUUCAAACAAGUUGCGUUGUACCCGGAAUUCAGUGGUAUGAAUCAAAAAUACCUUCAUGGCUUAGCACACAUCAUCUAUCCCGAUUCCUCCAGCACAUUGACUGCUGCUCUCAUUGACCACGGCUAUCUCGAUCAAAGCAAGUGGAGUGGCAGAAACCCAACGUAUUACAUAGACGUGUAUAACUUCUUAGACGCUGAUAAAAACAUCUUUCGCCUUGACCCCAGAGACUAUCCUGAGAAGUGGAACAUGCUAGGAGAUCAUAAAGACAAAGCGGGCCACGAGGCAAUAUAUGUUAUAUUCUACGUGGACAUAUCCGACCAUGGUUCUGUACAACAUAAAGUUUUGGUUGAUCCCAAGGACUUGGAAAAUCGGGGCGUUCUGCGGAUCCGCUCUCAUCCAACCAGCCCAUCAAGUUGGUUCGCUGAGACGGUAAAUGGAAGCGGGUAUAGUUUCUAGAGCCUGGCUGUCUGAACAAGAAUGCCAAUUUCAAGUUCGAUUGAUCUAUAUGUAGAGACAGGAAAUCUGAAUGCCCUCUUUUCCUUUGGUUUAAUGUGAGUCUGCGCUAUAAUA